AUGAAAUCUCAAAAGAAGGAAAAAUUAACUAAAGUAGUGGAGAGACGUAAUGACGAUCCCAUUAAGCCAGAUGAUCAGCUACAUUUAACUGCAGAAGUAAGAAUUAAACAAUUUAAUUUGUAUUUUAAAAUCCAAUGUGUGUGCUAAGCUUUUUAAGUGUUUUCAUUAAAAACUUUAUUGCACUGCGGGAUCCCCUUAUAGCAGUUGCGUAUUCUCAAGGGGGAUCCAGGAUCGAGACCCCCCUCGAAUAAGCAAAUGUGGUUAAAAAGUCAUAUAGAUGGCUUGCUAGCAAGGUAUAGAGAAAAAGAAAAUUAAUUUAUACCGAAUGAUUUUUUUUAUCAUGAACCAGUAAUUAUCUCAGAAGUGAAUUUGAUUUCUAUUUUUUUGUAAUCUUUGUUUAAACUUUAUUUUGAAACUAUUUUUAAUUUUUUAUUAUUACUAUUUUUAUUUUUCAAAUGGGAACCAAAUUUUUUUCAAAUUUUGAACACAGAUUCAAAUAGAGUAUAUUUUUCUAGAAAUAUUGAUAUGCAUAACACUAAUAUCAGAUUUACCGUUUAUAAGUUUAACUGUUUAAAGUUUAGACCGGAAUAGUAGGAAAGUGUUAUCAACUAUCAUUUAAAAGUAGGUAUACAAUCUAUGGAAUAAAGGUAAAUAAUUAAAAAUGGUAUUAAAAUAAAGCUUGAAUUAUUGUACAAAGGUUAAAUUAAAUUCAUUUAAAAUUUUCUGAAAUAAUUACUGCUUCAUGAUGAAUAAAUCACCAUUUUUUAGAGAUAUUUUAAUCCCCCCCACAAAAAAAAAAUUGAAAAUACACUACUGCCUUGUGUAGUAAACAACCUAUGCAACUUGAGAGUGUGAGUUUGUAUACAACGAAAAUGUCUAUACUUUGCUUGUAUGAUUCAAAAUAUUUAUUACUUAGACAGUAGCAGAUCUGAAGCUAAUUUAUGGGAGGAUUAAGAUAAGGAUAGCCUAUUCAUAUCUUUAUUAUUUAUGAGUUCCAGUAGGUAAUAAUUUUAAAAUAAUUAAUUUACCUGUUAUUACCACCCCCUCAAAUCCACUACCACUCCAAGACUACUGUGUUUGUUCUCAACCAAAUUUACCUAGUUAACUGGAAUCAUGCAGUUAACCUUAAUUUUUAGGUUAUAAUUUUAUCUUCUUAGAUACUUAUUUACUUAUCUAAAUUACAUUUUAUUGUCUAUUACACCAAUCCAAUUCCUAUCCAUUUAAAAUUAUACUCUUUUGCCUGCCAAAAUAAGCCUUUGUAUGAUCCUGUCAAAUUCUGACCCGUCUUUUCCAGUUUUCCCAUACUUUUGUAGUGUACAUAUAUAUAUAUAUGUAGUGAUGUUAUCUAUUGUUAAUUAAUUUUUUUUAAGUGUAGAUAAAUUUGCUGCUUUAAUUUAAGUAAUGGAUAUGGUAAUCAAUGAAAAUGUGUAAACAAUUAUACUACGCCCAUUUAUAUUAAUAAUAAUAAUAAUAAUUGAGAUAACCCCGUUCUGGUGCCUAUUUCUGUAUACAUGAUCAAGUGGAGGGAAUUAAGUUCCAGUAGCUGGUUGACAUGGUUUGAAAGGGACGCUAAGUGCGGAGGGGAUCAACAACUGUUGUUGAGCUGCCUAAAAAGAAAUAGGUACGCGCAACCAAACGACGAAAACUCGUUAUCAACAACAUAAUAUAUUUAUUGCAUGUAAUUUAUUAUGUCCUAACAACAUUAUGUUAUAGGUACCUAAUAUAACCUACCUAAUAUAUAUAUAUAUAUAUAUAUAUAUAUGAAGAUAAUAUAAUAUAAUAAAAUAAUAAUAAUAUAAUAUAAUAUAAUAAUUUAUCUGAAAAAUAAAUAAAUUAGUUAAAUAUAUAUAUAUACAUAUAUGUUAAUAAAGGAAAAUUUGUUAGUAUUUGUCGCUAAUCAUUCAUGUUUGGGAAUAAAUGGGAUACAAAUUUUAAAUUGUUAAUAACAUUUUUAAUUUUGGUAAAUUUUUUUUUAAUAGCUUUUUAUUUUUAUAUUUUCAAGUAGAAAAAAAUAUUAUAACAACAAAAUAAAAAUUAAUUCAGCACAAAGAGAAUAUCUAGAAUUAAUUAAUUUAGCACUUACAGGGUUAAUAAUUGUGGCUUUUUACGUCGUAUAAAUACAUUUAAUAUGCAUGGUUUUAUAAAAUUCGUUAAAAUAUAAAAAUUUCAGUCUAAACAGAAAUAACUAAAUGCGGUUAAAUUUAGCCAAAUAAAUGAAUGUAUUACAAAUAAAUGUAAAAAGUAAUCAAUUUUUAAAUAAUAAUAACUAAAAAUUUAAAAAUAUUACUUAUUGCAUAGGUAAUAAAUAAAAUACCUAUUCAUUUACAAUUUAUUUCAGGAACUUGACGAAUUUUACGGUAAUAUUUUUUAUGUCAAAGAACCGAUAAAGUUAGCUUCAAGAGUAAUUUAUGAUAAUAAAAGUCGAAGUUUCGUGACACAGACGGACAAAAAUAUUUACGUAACAGCCAAUGUGAAAUCAACAUUACUAUUUCAUGGAUCGACGGAAGCUGAAACACAAUUGGAAAAUGAUUUAUGUAGUAAGAACUAUGAAUCUGAAAAAUGUUUUUCAAUUACUAUUUCUUAAUUUUAUUUUAAUUUUUUUUUUUUACAGAAAAAUAUGAGAGUCCUGAUGUUGACGAUGAUAAAAGCAUUGUUGAAAUAGAAGAGGAACAAAAACAAGAAGAAGAAGAAGAAGGUAUAUAUAAAAAUGAGGAUGAUAAUAUUGAGGAGAAUGCAGCGGAAGAGAUGGGUGAAGAAUUUGAAAAUGGUGAAGAAGAAAAUAAUGAUGAAAUGAAUGAAAUGGAGGAACAGAUAAUUAUACCGGAAGUGCAAUUACCUCAAUUACCUAAAAAAUCGUUCACCAUAACUAAGAAAAAGUCUGGAUCGUCUUUAUAUAGUUUGCCGAUUCAAAAAAGAUGUGUCUUCGUAAAACUAGCAAACAAAUUCAACUUUACUAACAGAUAUUCUCAAAAUAAGAAAUGUAUACUCAGAGUAAGUAGAUUAUUGUAUAUAUAUGUACUUCAAAAUUCUGAGCAUAACAAGAAAUGUAUUGGUUUUACUAUGAUGAGUGGGAUUUUUUUUAUUAAUUUAUUAUCUUUUCAAUCUGUAAACAACAUUUCUAUCAUAAAUAUUGCUCUUAUCAAACAUGACAAGAGACUUUUUUGUUGUAUUUUAGAUCUUGUUGGUGAAUAAGAGGCAGAGUCUGAUUUACAAAUUUUAAGGCCCAGGACAAAAGGGCCGUUAAUCAAAAUAAAAAUAAAAAAAUAUCAGCAUUCUACUCCGGUAAUGCGCAAGCAUCUAUUAUCCAUUAUCUUAAAUCCAAUCAAAUAAUUAAACCAAUUAGGCCUUUGAUUCGCAUGAACCAUGGACAAAUAUGCAUAAUGUACUUGCGUAAAUAGGGUACUGAUAAAAAGGUCAUUUUUGUCUUUCCAAACAGUUUUUAUAAUAAUUGGAAAAAUAGGAAAAAAAUAAAAUAAAACACGACAGAUUCACAACGUUAAAGAUAUCAUAAUUUUAAGUUUUUCAAUUUUUGUUUUUUUUAUCAAAAGUCAUAAUCGAAAUUUCAAGAAAAUCAUGUUUUCUAUGAGAAAAUUUUGUCUAGUGGGUAUGAAAGUUAGUUUUCAGCCGGGAUAGACUUGGAAACAUUUAAAAAACUAUGAGCUGAUACUGGCUGAUAUUGGGGAUGGGUGAGCCACUGUUGUAAGUCGAAAGUCUGCUAGGUAUAUAAAAACAUAAUAUUAUUUAAUUUAUAUCUGUAUACGAAGCUACAAAGUAUUAUUGAUGGUGAAAUAAGAUUCCGAAUGAAGUUACAUACUUCAUCAUCGUAUGCAUAUUUUAAAAAGCCGUAAUAUUUACGAUUUUCGUUAAAAUUUGUUUUUUAAGUUCUUAUAAAAAAAAAAAAAAUAAAUAAAUAAAUUCAACGUUUUCUUAUUGACUACUAAGUACAAUUUAAAAUGAACCUCCUGUUUAAUUUUCAAGUAUUUCUUUUUCAUCCAAAUUUAAUGUCUCUACGAAUAUUUAACAGAAUUGCAUAAAAAAAACAAACGGACAUAAAUCGCACGAUAGAUGGGCCACUGUUGAACGUGAGAAGUUGGGAAGGUAAAGAGAAAAUUUAAUAUACAUAUACAUGCAAAGAUUAAUCAUUCAUUCCUAACGAAAACCGAUUAUGAGCAGAUUUCGGUCAUAUAAGGGGUAAUAAAUCUUUAGUAUGUAAGACAUUCAUCAUCUCGGAAAGUAAACGUUUUUACGGAAUUUGUUUUAAAGAACAUUUAAGAAACAAAACAAGCUUUUCUUAAAUUUAAAAAUUACAUUUUUUUCCUCACCCUAAUUUUUGGGGGUGAAACGACUACCUAUUUUUGAUUUUCAUAUAACAACCUAUAUUAAAAAUGCCAUAAAUAGAUGGAAUAGUAGUUAAAAUAAAUGUUGGUGUUUAAAUUUGUAAUUUCCGUCAAUCCAUUGACGCGAUAUAGCACUUUUAAUUUUGGAUCAGAGGAGAGUAGUGGAGCAUCACUUGUGUGGCGGCACAGCACGCGGCGUUUUAAGAAUGAACCUCCACUCUCCCCCGACCCAAACUUAAAAAUGAAAUAUCGCGUCAACGGAUUGACGGAAGUUACAAAUUUAAACACCAACAUUUAUUUUAACUACUAUUCCAUCUAUUUAUGGAUUUUUUUAACAUAGGUUGCCAUUUAAAAAUCAAAAAUAGAUACUACUUUCAUCUCAAAAAAUUAGGGUAGCAAAAAAUUAAAAAAAUGUAAAAUUGCAGAGCAGCUUAAUUUUAAAAUUUUACAUAAAACAAAUGUCCAAAAAAGUUAAUACUUUCCGAGAUAAUGUGUGACUAACGAUAGAUUGAUCACCUUGUAUGUUUUGAAAAGCCGUAAUAUUUAUGAUUUGAAUAUAAUACAUUACGUACAUUUUCCUGUUUUUCCCGGUUAUUUCCAUUUAUUAUGAAAUACGUUGUGAAAAUUAAAAAUAACUUGCUUAGAGUACCAUCCCAGUCAAAUUUUCCAGUAAUGGUGUUAUAUUUGAAAAUCUGAACAAUAUUAUUGGUUAAAAGUUAUUCACGGAAAAAAAAAAUAUUCAUACUUUUUUCCGGACUACCUAUGUAAUUUUUUGGUUUAACUCAUUGAUUUAAACAAAAAGACUUUCUAGGUCACUAACUAGAUUCAACCAUUAGAGAUCUUUUUUUUUUCUAUUGGAGUUAUAUUUUUUGGGUAGAAAACUAGAAAGCAUAUGUUUAAAAAUUUAAAAUAAAGUAAUCGCUGUAAAUUCAUUAGUUAUCAAUUUUGUUUUAUUUUUUUUUUUUUGUUUUUCCUAAUUAUUGUAAAAAAUACUUAGGAUAUUAAAAAAUUACUUACUUUUUCUACUGGCUGUAUGUAAAAGGAAUAAAAUCAAUUUCAUGUCAUUUUUUUUUGAUUUGAGCAAUAUUUCUGGUAGAAAACAUCGUGUAAACAAAUUUAAAAUAAUGAAAUCGGUAACACCGCAGAGCACCUUAAAUAUUUACUGUUUUACUUACACUUUUCUUUCGGAUUUUCCCAAUAUUAUUUUAAAAAUCAUUUAGAAAAUCAAAAAAGACCUCCUUAGUCUUUAUGCGCCAACUAGAUAAAAUUAUCUUUUAGAAAAGGUGCUAUACUUGAUACUUUGGAGCAAGAUUUUUGGUGGAAAAGUUGUUUACAGAGAACAAAAUAAAAAAAACACAUCAAAGCAAAAUCAACAGAAUCUCCGAAUUUAAAAGAAUAAAUAUACAACAGUAAAAGUUUAAUUAUUUUCUAUUUUAAGUACUAAAUGAAGGGAGGAAUGUAUCGGUUUUACAAAGUAUAUACACUUUGUACAGACAUUUUCUUUCUUUCAAAAUUUUUAUCUAAUUGUUACUUCAAAUUUUGAUUUUCCAAGCAGUUUUCAUAAUAAUUUGGUAAAAUCGGGAAAAAACGUAGAAAGAACAGAACAUUAUACGACAAUAAUGUGUUUAUUAUUUUCAAUCCAGUUUGUGUUUUUGUUAUAAUUUAGCUUAAAAUAUUUGUAGAGACUUGAAAUUUAGACAAAGAACUUACAUUUACCUUUUCUAGAAGAAGUACAAUUUUCAAAAGACAUGAACUAUUUUUUAGCGAAUUAUAGAUUAAGAUUAAAUGUACGCUAGUGGUGAUGUUUUUUCGAUAUUUUUAUUUUUAAGUGAGAUAUGAGUAUGUGAAAUACCAUAUUUUAAAAAUUCUAGAGAACAUAAUAAUCUUCUUACCUUUAAGUUUGGUGAUAAUUCAAUUUACUUUAAUGAUAUUAAAAUUAACGUCACAAAAUGAUUUGUCCUGCUAAACGCAAAUUUGGUAUAUACUUUACGGGUAUAAAGACCUGAAAUUUUCACGGAAUACUUUUAUAUUUUUUUUAUAUUUGUCUUUUCUAGACAUGUACCAUACACGAAAUCGUCAUUGAAAUUCGUCUAUUUUUUAGUAAAAAUUAUCAUAGGGUUAAUCCAUUAUAGUUCGCGUCAAGAAAUCUUGCGGCUGAACGUCACGUUCCAAGCAGACAUUUUGCUGUAGUGGUUAUCAAACAAUAAUACAAUUUGCCGUGCUUAUUCAAAUAAGUACGCCUUUCGAUGGGUGACUAUAAUUGACUUAAUGUCUCUUAUCUCAAAAUAGUAAAAUAUUCAGGAGAGAUGAAAUGUGAAUACUAAUCGUGUAUUACAUAUAGCGUUUUUUUUGUCCCGUAGAAUAAGAGCCACUGUCUACACUAUAGGUAAGGUUCGAGAUACGGCGGUGGCCAGCUACCAGUUUUUGUGACGUGGAUUAUAGGAUACCUAGAAACUGAAGGGCUAUUUUAUUUUUCGUGAAAAAGUGCGUGCGUACUUCGCAUACUUUUGAGAGAAGUAAAACAUUUAUUGGGAAAACUCAUGGGAAAAACAAAAAAUUACUUCCCUUAAGUACAACCACAGUCAGGUAUCCUACCAAAAAAAGUGUUAUCAUCGAAAUCAGAUCAAAAUUUCUGGUAAAAUAGUUGUUAACAGAAAAAAAAAUUAAAAAACUGAUCAUCACUAUAAAAUCAAUACAUUCCUCGUUCCACUCAAAAUCUAAAAAGAAUGUUAUACAAUUUUGACAUUUUUAAUGAAAAAUAAAUAAUCCUACAGUUGAAUGUAUGCACAAUUUUUUGUUAUAAGAGUACGACCAUAAAUCUCCAAUGAAAUAACUGUUUUUAAAUGCACCUACAUUCUUCUGUGGCAUGGCGAUAGAGGUGAUUGAGAGGCGGUGAAGUGUAGAGAAGAAUGUAUUGAUUUUACAAAGAUGUUUAUUUUUAAUUUUUUUAUUUUUAUACUUUGUACAAAAAUACUACCAGAAAACUUACUCCGAUAUAAAUGUGUGGCAUUGUUUCUGAAAGGGGAUGUUGUUUAGAUGGUACAUUUGGGAAGUCAUUUUUUGAUUUUCCAAGUGAUUUUCAUAAUACCUGGGAAAAUCUAGGAUAACGUACAAUUUACGAAAAUAAUAUUUCAAUUAUUAUUUAAACUUUGUUAUUUGUUGUAAUUAGGUUAAAAAUAUUCAUAGAGAUUUGAAAUUCGGCAGAAAACGUGCCUUUUUUGGAUAUGGUAAAAUGUUCUAAUAAUUUAAGCCUUUUUAGAGCUAUUUAAAGACAUUUUAAUUUUUCGUGUUUUAUACGUAAUUUUUAUUCGGUAGGUACUGCGGUAAAAUUGUUAGACUUAACAAAAAUAUAUGAAAAUUAACAGGAUUUUCAUUUGUGGUAAAAAAAAAUUAAGUUAAAUGUAGUAUUUUUUUUUUUAUAGAGGAAUUUUAAUAUCAAAUUUUGACGAAAAUUUUUUGAGAAAAAAAUUAUGUGGAGCAAAUCUAAUUUUUAUAUUUUUUUAUUUUGAACAUAUUUAUAUUGCCGAUUUAAGAUCAAUGACAAAGUAAGAAUUGAACGAACUGAUAUAUAGUUUCGAAGUUAUAGCUUUUUAAAGUUCUGAUAUGCGAAUAUUAUAUGUUACGUUAAAUAACUAAAUAUUGUCAAACUUAAAAAUAUUUGUCGUAAUCUAAUGGAAAUUAGACUUAUUAACAUCCUAGGGGCCGCGAGUUAAAACCCGAGUUUCGAAACAAAUUUUUGAAUUUUUUUUCGCCUUUUACCUAAAUAAUGAAAAAACAAAUGAAUUUCGGGUGUAUCUAGGGACCCAAACUAUUGCUCGCUCGGACUAUUUUAAUCGCAAAAUACCCCUUAAUUUGUUGUGCAAAUUAUUCUACCGGAAACCUUGCUUAGAUGUAUCAAGUGUAGCUUAUUUUCUAAAAAGAAAUUCUAUCUCAAUGGUACUUUAGAGAUAUCAUUUUCCAUCGAAAAAUAUAUUUGCCCCUGAAAAUAUUUAAGUUUUUCACGCCAUUGACGUUACGUUCGUAUUAUUGUAUUCAAGAGCCGCAAGUCAUAAAAUUAAUUAAAUAAAUAGUUAAAUCAAAUUAUGUUAGUUAUAAUUUAUUUUUUUUAAUAAAAUAAUACUUCAAUAUUUAUAAGAAUUUUUAGAUUCGGAGCAUACAAGGAAUAAUUUGGUUUUACAAUGAUUUCCAAUUAUUUUUUCAUGUAUUUUUUAUACUAUGUGCAAAAUUUCUACCAGAAAUCUUGCUCUAAAUAAGGGUCUUUUUCGGAAUGGAAAUUUGGUCUAUUAGUUCCUUAUUUUUAGGAGUUAUUUUUUAAUCUUCCAAGCAGUUUUCAAAUAAUGGGAAAUACGUUGGGAUAUACGGAGAAAUAUUUAUGAUACAACGAUUUUAUGAUUUACAUUUUUGUAACUAAUGUUUUCAGAAAUAUUGUCUGAAUAGAAAAACAACAAGAGACGUUUUUUAGUUUAGUUGAUGAUUAAAAAAGUUAUUUUUUGAUUUUCCAAGAAAGUUUUUUCAAUAAUUUAAAAAAACCAAAAAAAUUCUAGAAAAAAUGGUAACAUUUAUGAAAAUAAAUGCUUUUAUUAUUUUUAAUUUGGUGUUUUGUUUUAUUUCAGUUAAAUAGUAUUUCAGUAUAAAUAUUUGUAGACUUAAAAUUUUGACAAAAACUUAUAUUUGCUUUUUAUAGAUGUGGCAAAAUUUUCAAAACUUUUGAAGCAUUUUUGAACUAUUUAUAAACAAUUUAAUUUUGUGAACAAUGGUUUUUCAGUAGGUAUUCUAUAGAAUAAAUUGUUUAACCAAACAGAAGUGUUUGAAAUUUCAACAGGAAGUUCAUUAUAAUUUUAUAAUUUAUAUUUAACAUUAUAAGUUUAUUAUAAAAUGUAUAAAAAGAAAAUAUCAAAUAUUUUAUUAAUACAUCUAUGACAAGGUUUCUACAAAAUUUUAAACAAUGUUAUAUUGAUUACAUCAUUCAUUAUUAGUAGAAAAAUAAUUUUAGGUACAACAACUAAACAUCUCCAUACUUUAUAAUUAUUAUAAUUUUUUUUUUUUUUAAACGUAUCCUAGAGUAAAAGAGACAAUACGAAGACUCAGGAGAGCAAUAUUUUGAAAGGAUUGUAGUGUACAAAUUUAAGAUGGCAUAGCCCAUCCCCAAAUUUAAAUUGCAUAGGCUCAAAUAGGUCUUAAUAGAGAUUUGUAAAUUGUUAACUUAGUAUGUAGAGCUAGUUUUGAUUAUAGUACUGGGUGGAGUAAAUGUAGUUUACUAUUCAGAUUUUUUAUUUUGGAUUUGAUGUAGGGACUCUAAUGCAACCUUUGUCAAGAACGAUACCAAGAUAAUUAAUUUCCCAAGUUGUUGAAACUGUAAUUCCUUAAAUAUUGGAGAGAAGGUUGUAUAGAUUUUUUUAUCGUGAAAAAGACAUAUUAUAUUGAUUUAUUUGAAUUUAUCUUAAUUCUCCAUUUGGAUCAACAGUUAUCGAUUAAAUUUAGAUGUGUUAGGAGAAAGUUUGAUAUCUCUACAUAGUCAUUUCCGGGUGAAAGAACUGCAGUGUCGUCUGCGUAAGUGGUCAUAAUUGUAUUGGAGAUUUUUGUAAUGUCAGUCGUGUAAAAAUUAUAAUAAUUAUAUAUUUAAUACUCACAUAUGCGGUCUUUCAAAUUAUAAGUUACAGACAAUUAUACCAUGAAAUAUGCUUAUAUAUUUGCUAUAAAAUAUCAUUUUGGCUAACAAGUUCUGAAUUUUAAGAUCCAAAUUCACACUAAUAACACUAAAUUUUAGCACAAAAAAAAAAAAAAAUAAUAAAAUUUGCAUUUGUGAAGACUAAUGAAAUGCAUGUACUUUAUGUACCUUCUCAAAUUCCUUCUAAAACAGUGGCACACCCAUUAGUAGUAGUACCUAUAAGUUUUUUUUUUUGUACUGGUAUCGUUUAAUAUUUUUAUAAUAGUUACCUAUUAUAACAAUAAUAUAAAACAUUCCAUAUAACUUAUAUAGGAUAUAGCUACCAAUACUCAAGUAACUAAAAUGGUUGGUUUUAAUGAGGAUAUAUCACCAGCGAAAAUAUAUGACUCUUAUAUUGAAGAUUAUGCAAGACAACAAGAAGAAAAAGAAAGAGAAAAAAGAGAGAAAAUGACAUCACUUGUAACCAAAAAGACUAAAAGUACUAAACAUCAUGAAGUACAAAGCCGAGAUCAAAUUUUACUAAACGUGAUGAUAAUGUUCGAUAAAAUCCUUAGCUUAAACGAAACAGAUGCUAUUGCACAAGGUAAAAUAAAACAUUUACUGGAAGAAAUAAAUAAAUAAUUAUUAUUAUAGUUUUAUAAUGUAGGUCAAUAAAAGUCAAGUAAUUACUUUUAAAUUCUAAACAGAGACAAUUUUUGAAUUAUUAAUUUUUUCUCUGCAAAUAACUUUCACGCCAGACCUUUUGCUCCAAUAAUAAAUAGAGAAAGCUAACUGGUAGAAAAAGUGUUAAAUAAAAAUAAACAUCAUCGUAAAACCAAUACUUUCCUUCCUUUACUCGGAAUCUAAAUUACAGGUAAAACUGUGAAUAUUUACGGCGAACCACGGCGAUUUAAUUAUUUUAAAUUUGUAUACACAAUAAUUUCUACCAAAAUUAUUGCUCUAUUAACAAUGAAACAAGACAUUUUUUUUAUUGCUUUUGUAAUCCAGUAGGUCAGUGGUGACCUACCGUGGCUUGGUGGCCGAAUCCGGCCCGCAAUAAUUUGUUAAUCGGCCCAUCAUAGUAUUAAAUCAAAUUGAAAAACUAAAAUUACUUCGAAUUUUAAAAAUUAACACAGACAAAAAUUUACACUUUAAUUUUUUUCACAUUUAUAGCAAUCAGUGCAUAAUAAAUAAUUAAAUAUAUCAUUGUAUCUAAAUUAAGAUGUACCUACAAUAAAAUACAAUAUUUUAAUAACUUAAAAGUAAAACUUUAAAUUCUUGGUGCGACAAGAAUUGUUAUUUUGUAUAGCCCUCUCUAAAAAAGGUUAAUACUUAAAACCAUUACUUUAAUUUGAAAAAGAUUAAAAAUAAAUUUGUUAUUAGCAAUCGGUUUUUGUUUAUUUUUUUAUUAUUUUUAAGUUUUCACUAUUUCAAUCUUUUAGUAUUUUUUAACAAUUAACAAUUUUUGUUUGGUGAUCAGGAAUGUCACCCAAUUUUUGGUAAAAAUAAUUAUUAUUAAAUAGUCAGUUCAUUUAAUUAUAAUAUUAGGAGGGUGGGUUAGAAGGGGUUUCUGAUUAUCUCAAAAUAAAAGCAUUUAAUACACAUUUUAGAUUAUAAGUGUAGUGAAGAUCAAUAAAAAAAUAUGCAUAAUAGAUUUAAAAAAAAUAAGAUAAAAUUUUGAAUUUCAAAAUGUGUAGUUUCAGAUUUUGGAUUUUCGGGUUGUCUGAGUUGAUAUCACAUCACUUGUAUAUACUACCUUCUCAACUUUUCGUCUAUAACAGUAGCAGUAUCAAAUCUAUUUUAGAUUCAGAUUAUAGCAAAGAAUGUAUUGGUGUUUUAAAGAUGUUUAUUUUUUUUUUGUGGGUAACUUUUCGAUUAGCAAAUUUGCUCCAAUUUUUAAUGAUGGCAAUUUUUCUCAAAGGAAAUUUCACUGAAGAGGUAUUUUAGAGAAGUCGUUUUCCAAAUUUUCUAUAGAGUUUUCUCAGCAAAUUUAAAUAGAUAAUUUAAUAUAUGCACCUAAGCAACAAUAAACCAUUGCUUACGAAAAAACGGUUCUGAGCGAAGUUUAGUUGAUAGUGAUGCUUUGUCAAUAGUAUAUAAAUAAUAUGCCAUUUUAUAGUAAAAUAAUUAAAUAGGCUUUAUAUAUUUUCUUUAAUAAUAUUUGUUUGAUGUUGUACCGAUUUGUCCAGUUUUUACGUUUUUCUCGGUUCUCCCUUUUUAUUUUUAAUUAUUAUUAAUUUAAUUAUUUAUUUUUAUUUUAUCCCGGUUUUUCAAAUUUGAUGAGAAAAUUGAAAAAUUUCCUUUCUAAAGUACCCCGUUAGGGAAAUUUCAUUUUAGAAACAUUGCUGUCAUUAAAACUUGGAGCAAAAACUGUUGAAAAGUUAUGCACAGAAAAAAAUAAGGCCGUAAUAUUCUUAGCUAAAACUUGAAAAAAUCGAAAAAUUACCUGCUUAAAGUAUCUCUCCAUGCCGAUUUUCCUUCAGAAAAGGUGCUACACGUAGAAAUCCAUGCAAUUCUUUUGAUAGAAAAUUUGUGCACAGAUAAAAAAAAAAAAAUAAACAUCUUUGUAAAACUGUAAGCUUCUUCGCUCCACUCAGAAUCUAAAAUGACACGCUUAUCAGUAGUACUUGGCUCUUUUUUUCUUUACAACUUAUUAUGACAUAAAAAUGUAAACAUUUGUCAGGACAAAAUGUCCUGAUUAUCAUUCGUCAAGAGUUAUCAGUGAGUACACGGUAUGAUAUUAAUUAUUGUACAUGUUCAUUGUCCCCAAUAGGACAAUGUUUGUAUACAAAUGUAUAGCUAUUAGAUUUGAUUACUUUCCGAAUUUAUUAUUUAUAUGAUUUUAUUAUUUAGAUAAAUUCUGAUUUAUUUUAUUAAGUAAAAAUAUAUUACUUAUAUUUAUCUGCGAACAUUUUCAUAUUUUUCCGUAAAAUAAAAAAAAGUAGAAAAAAAGAGUAAAAAUUUUUUUGCCGAAACCAGGGAUCGAACCAGGGACCUUUAGAUCUUCAGUCUAACGCUCUCCCAACUGAGCUAUUUCGGCUGUGAAUAAUUUUAUUACUUCUAUAACAUUUAACAACCACAUUGUAAAUAUAUUGAAAUUCAUAUUAUAGUAAUAAAAUAGUGUAUAGCAUUAUUAUGUUUAAAAAAACAUGAAAUAAACUGUUAAUUUACAAUAUCUAACAUCUGCAUUGUAAGUAUAUUGGAGUUCAUAUGUAAAAUAGUAGAUAGUGUUAUUAUAUUUACAAAAAUGUCCUUGGAUACUAGGAACAGAUGCAACCACCGUUGUAGGUGGGAAAUUGGGAAGGUAGAAUAUAGACGAGAAUUUAAUAUAUAUCUGUAAGCAAGAAAAACCGAUUCUAAACGGAGUUCAGUUAAUAGUGAAAUUUGACAACAAUAUAUAUGCCACAUUAAAGUAAAAUAAUUAAAUAGGCUUUAUAUAUUUUCUUUAAUAAUAUUUGUUUAAUAUUUGUUUAACAUUGGCUUUCCUACGUUUUUUCCGGUUUUCCCGUGGUUUUUUCCAGUUUUUCAAAUUUGCUGAGAAAACUCGGGAGAAAAUCGAAAAACGACCUCUUUAAAGUACCUCCCCAGUGAAAUAUCUUUUUAGGAAAAUUUGUAUAAUUAAAAGUUGGAGCGAAAUUGCUGAUAGAAAAUUUGUCUACAGAAAAAAAAUUCGUUAUAUUAUACAAAUAUAUUUCUUGUAUUUUUCGGUUUUUCGCAAUUAAUGAAAAAAACUCUUGAGAAAAAAUUGAAAAAUAACCUCCUUAAAGUAAUAUCCCACACCAAUUUUUUUUAGAAAAAGUGCUACAAGAAAGCAAUCGGAGUAAGUUCUCUAGUAGAAAAGUUUUUCACAGAAAAAAAAAAAUGAUAAACGUCUUUGUAAAACCAUAAGCUUCUUCGCUCCACUCAGAAUCUAAAAUAAUAUCUUCUAUCAAUACAUUUUAGAUAAUAAAUAAUAACCAAAUAAUUCAUAUUUCUUAAUGUAUCUAUGUCUAAUAGUAACCCAUUUUAAAUAAUCUCUCCUAUUAAAAUAAAUUAUUUUUAUGUAAAACAACCAAUUUUUAUUAUGGUUUUUUCUAUUUAUUACUUCAAUUAAUUUUUCAUAUUUAGUCGCGUUUUACAUUUUAACCGUGAUAAACCUGAAGAUGAAUUUUCAAUUCGAAAACGGUCGUAUAAUACACUUAUCAUAAUACUCCAGACGACCCAUUCAUUCUUUUAUUUUUAUUCAUUUUAGAUUCUGAGUGUAGCGAAAUAGUUUUAGUUUUACUAAGUUGUUUUUUUUUUAUUAUUAUUAUGUGUUUGAAAUUUUUACCAGAAAUCUUGCUCAGAUAUCUACGCACAGCACCAUUUCUGAAAGGGAUUGUUAUUCUGAUAAUACUUUUGGGAGGUCAAGUUUUGAUUUUUCAAGCAGUUUUCAUAAUAUCUGAGAAAAACCAAGAUACAACGUAGGAAAAAUGAGAAAUUUAAAUUUUAAUGCUUUUAUUAUUUUAUAACUUUAUUAUUUGUUUUAAAUCAGUUAAAAAUAUUCGAAGACUCCGAAAAUUUAGACAGAAAACUUAUAUUUUCCUUAUUUAGACUUAGUAAUAUUUUCAAAUAAUUUAAGCCAUUUUUGAGCUAUUUAUAUAUAUUUUAAUUUUGUGCGUAAUUUUUAAUCAGUAGGUAUUCUGGGGUAAAAUUGGUAGACCUAACAUUAAUGCUUAAAAAGACACCAGGAAGUUCAUUAAGAGUCUUACUUGGUGAUAAAAAAAUAAAAAAUAAAGUUGACUGUAGUAUUAUUUUUUUUAUAAAGGAAUUUUAAUAUCAAAUUUUGACGAAAAUCGUUUGAGUAAAAAAAUUAUGUGGAAGAAACCUGAUUUUUUCAAUUAUUGUUUUUUAAACAUAUGCAUAUCGAUUGUUUAUGAUUUAAAAACGAUGGUGAAGUCAAAAUUGAGCGGACUGACUAUGUUUUAAAAUUAUAGCUUUUUUAAGUUUUGACAUUAUGCGGAUAUUUUAUGAUUACGUUAAAUAACUAUAAUAUAUUAUCUUCUCUAGAGUUUUUGUAGCCGAAUGUUUAUACAUUUUACAAAUAUAUUUUCGUCCUUGGUAUUGCGAGUUCAAACACGGGUUUUUAAAAGAAAAUAGUUCUCUUUUAUUUUUUCCCUUUUACUUAAACAGGGAAAAAACAAAUGCAUUUAGGUGUACCUAGAGAUUCAGCUAUUGCUCGCUCAGACUAUUUCAAUCGAAAAAUACCCUUCAAUUUGUUGUGCGAACUUUUCUACCAAAUGAUUUACUCUGAUUUACGAUGAAUUUACUUUUUCUGAAAGUUAAUCUGAUUGAGAAGGUACUUAAGGGAGAUCAUUUUUCGAUUUUCCAUAAGUUUUCCCAGAAAAUGUGAAAAACUGGAAUAAAACAUAGGAAAACCAAGUAAAACGGAAAAAUCAGUACAAUAUUAAACAAAUAUUAUUAAAGAAAAUACAUAAUGCCUAAUUAAUUAUUUUAACAUAUUAUGACAUAUAUAUUUUUAACAAACUAUCACUAUCAACUUAAUUCCACUCAGAAUCGUUUUUUUCGUAAAUAAUGGUUUAUCACAGGUAUACUUUAAAUUACUUAUAACAGUGACUGUACCCUACCUCAUCAUCCUAGGUUAUCUUUUUUUCUUUAUUGUGUACAACAAAUCUACCAAUAAUCUGGUUCCAAUAUGUAAGCAUGGAACCAUUUCUAAAAGAAAAUAUUGUCUUGAUGGUACUUUAAAAAGAUAAUUUUUUGAUUUUCCAAGUGGUUUUCAUAAUACCCAGGAAAAUCCGGGAUAGAAUGUAAUGAAAACGGGAAUUUUACGAAAAUAAUGGUUUUAUUAUUUUCAAUUUUGUUAUUUGUUGUAAUUCGGUUGAAAAUAUUUGUAGCCACUUGAAAUUCGGACAUAAAACUCAAAUUUACUUUUUAAAGAUAUGGUAAAAUUUCAAAUAUUAUUUAUUUCUAAGCUAUUUAUAGACAUUUUAAUUUUGCGAGCUCUGAACAUAAUUUUUAUUCAGUAGGUACUUUGUGAUAAAAUUAUUAGGCUAAACAAAAAUGUUUGAAAAUUUAACAGGUUCAUCAAAAGUCGUAUUUGUGGUAAAAAAAUAAUAAUAAAGAAUUGAGCUUGGUGUAGUAAUUAUUUUUUGACGUCUAAUUGUCCUCACGUGUAAACGGCUACGUCCAUUUGUCCCUAUUCGUCCGUUAAGAAUGAUUUAUUGCGUACAUAUAUAAAUUAAAUAACUAUGUCAGCCUACAACAUCUCAUAAACUACAGCAUCACUUGUCCAUAUCAUUUGCUCUUUUUUUCUAGAUUUUCGCUAUUAUGAUGAUCCAUCUGAUCAAUACAGGAGCAAAGGAGAAGGAACUGUAAUGUUAAUGUGGACAAUGGUAUACGACAAAGCUAAAGAUUUAUUUGUGACCGAUAUAAGUUGGAACCCUUAUUAUUUUGAUUUAUUUGCCGUGACGCUUGGAAUUCGUGAGUAAAAAAAAUUGUAUUUUAGUUUUUCAUUAUAUAAAGAAUAUCCAUAGUAGGUAAAUAUUUUAGAAACUAUUAUGGAGCUUACUACUCAGCUUACUAUUGACACUAUGUCGGUUUUGGUGAACAUAGUAGUUGGGAGAGAAUUAAAGGGAAAUUGCCUCCUAAGGGUCCGUGUUUUAAAAAAAUUUGGGUCCCUCCCUCAUAUAAAUUCCUAAAUACGCCAUUGAUUAAAUAUUUUAUUUAAUGUACCUAAAAUUUUAUUCAAAUGGAUAGAUAGAUACUUUAUAUAAUGUUUAAUAUAAGGGCGGUAUUAUACCUAUUAGAGACAUUUUUGUUCUCAAGAUAUUAUUACCGCUAUAAUUUUGCCGCGAUGUUUUUGCUGCGGUAAUUUGACGUGGAUCUUUCGUGUGCAUUUCGAUACUGGAUUUCCGAAAUAUCACCCCUAAAGGAUGGUUCACACUGGGUAUUUAAAAUUUUUGAAAUGAAAAUAAAAUUUUAAAAUAAUAAUAGUGUAUUAAUCAGUGUAACCCCAUGGUUUUACAUGGGCAUUCAUAUGAAAUAAAAAGAGACAGUGGCUAGACGGGGAGACAUGUACUCAAAUAAAAUAAUAUAUACUACAUGAUUAAAUGUCUAAAUGAUUAACUUUUUAAAACAAGUUCAUAGAAAUAUUUGCGUCAAUUAAGUUGUAUUUAAAAUAAUAUUUCAGCGCAGGGUCAUCGACCAUUUAUUGAAACCCCGGAUUUGGGUUAUGUUUGCCUAUGGUCUUUGAAGAACACAUCAUUUCCCGAAUAUGUGACUCAAACGCAUAGCGCUGCAAUAUGUGUAAGUUUCCAUAUUGAGCACACGAACAUUCUCGCCGUGGGUUUGCGCGACGGUAGCGUGGCCGUGUACAAUGUUAAGUUGCAGACCACCGAGCCGCAGUACAAGUCAACGUCCGACGAAACAAAACAUAUGGCAUGUGUGAGACAGGUAUAAUGGAAGAUGGAUUCAUGAAUGUAUUAAAGAUGAGAAUGCUUAGAUGGACGAGUGAAGAAGUCAUUAAUAAGAGGCAUCUGCAAUAUUGAAACAAGGGGGGGAUGGGUUAUACUAGCUGUAUAUAAUUUAUAUAACUUGUAUUAUAAUUAUACAUACAUUUUUUUAUAAUUUUAUAUACGUAUAUAAGAUAUAUAGGUCAUGCAAGUCACAUUUUUAGUAAUUUAUUGGGUAUUCUAAGAGUUUUUCCAAAAAUUUAUAUAAAAAUAACAAGCUCCCUCAAAAAAAAAAAAUAGUAAUAAUAAUAAAAAUCCACUAGGUUACUAUACUAGGCGCAUUCGGUCUUUUUGGUAUAUAUAUGUAAUCUAGAUAAAAAUAAACGCUUUUAAGUAAAAAAUAAAACGUUCGACGAUCUGCGCAGGUUAUUUGGUGUGCAGAUUUAGUUUCCGGUGAAAUGAAUUUCUAUUCGGUAUCCGAAGACGGUACAGUCUGCCAGUGGGUGCUGUUACAAAACGAAAUGGUCAAGAUCGUUAAAAUGGCUUUAUUAUUGGAUAGUCCUAAAAUAGAGCUCUGUGGAAUUAAACAACCCUACUAUGGUAAUUCUAUUUGUUCUUUUUAAUUUCAGUUGCUUUAUGCUUUAUUAUAUUAUAAUACCUACCUAUAAGAUUUUAUAGCGGACACAUUUUACAAUGCGCAAAUCUAUAUUGUUAUAUUAUAAUGUAAUUCAAAAUAACUCUCACAUAAUAUAAUAUGUUUGUAGCUAAGGGUACGACGCUUACAUUUAAUCCUCAAGACUCCGAAAUAUACUUCGUCGGUACGAUGGAGGGAUAUGUUUUUAAAUGUAACGUUGAAUGGAAUUCUUACAUGCAAAGAUUUAAAGCUCAUCUUAUGCCAGUCAUCCGAAUCAAUUUCAACAAAUACAAUUCGAAUAUUUUCUUAACGUGCAGUGAAGAUAAUUUAGUGAAACUAUGGGAGGAUAAAAAUGAGUGAGUUAAAUUUGUUUAAAUUCAAAAUAACAUUCAGGUCCACAAAAAUUGAAGUUGAUUAGAAUUAGUGUGGGUAUAAUAUUAUGAUUAAGUAGGUGUUCAGUACUAUGUAAGAAUAGAUUUUUUAUUUGUUUAACUCUUAAAAUUUUGACGGCUAGUCACAUCCGAAUUUGUUUUUAAAAAAAGAAGCUGAAUGAGGCAAUAUUCUUUGCAUCACAUGUAAGUCACUUUUGUUAAUAGAAGUUUAAAUUUUAAACUUUUAAACUAUUUUCAAACUUAACUUAAGUUACCUAUCUAUCCAAAAAUGUCACCUGACUUAUCUAUGAAAUGCUAAUAGUAUAACCUGAAAAAAUUUAAUUCCAGUCUAUGUUCAUUUUUGGAUUAUGUAUAUUCUAAAAAUCUGACUAUAGAGUUACAUAGACAUACUAACUUGUAUAUACAGGAGAAGAUCAAGAAAACCAUAAGGGGUUAGAGGGCUGUAUUGAAAAUACAUGUAAGACAUAUAUUUAUGAUAUAAAUCAAACUGAGUAUGUGUGGGGAGCGAACAAGAAGGGAAAAUGAUCACUAUUCUGGGUCCACCACUAUCCAAAUCAUAUGUUAUACUGACUUACAGAGAUCCGCUGUUUACGUUCGACCUGAAGACUGCUUUGUCAGACGUGUGUUGGUCACCAUUCUCAAGUACGUCGUUCACCGUCACCACUACAACGAAUUGUCGGAUUGUCAUUUACGACCUGGAUGUGAGUGCAUACGAGGCAGUCUGUGACCAGCUCGUACAUCCCGCAGACGAAUAUCGGCUCACCCGAGUAGCUUUCGAUAAGCGGGUACCGUUGGUCGUGAUCGGGAGUUCUAAGUAAGACGUUGCUUAAUUAAUUUUAAAUAAGUCUUGAGUGAAGUUACAUAAUGGUUGUUCGCACACGUGCGUCUGUUUGUACAGGUCUAUGAUUGUAACAUUCAAAUUGUCACCUAACCUCCGGACAACAUUAAAAUCUCCAAAGAAGGGGGAACAAAUUCCUUCAGAAAUAUUGGAGCAGAACAAAUUGGACGAAGUGUUGAAUCAGGUUAGAAAAUAA
This is a messenger RNA of Cinara cedri, 19477 nucleotides long. NCBI's taxonomy places the organism in Eukaryota, Metazoa, Arthropoda, Insecta, Hemiptera, Aphididae. The record is from the annotation of a GenBank genome assembly.